CUGCCGUGUUUCUACAUUAAAACCCAGCCGUCAUCAGAGCAGGAUGCAUGGCAGUGCCAAGAGCACCGGGCACGGAGAGGGCAGCUCCGCACGAUCAACAAAGUUACAGAAGAACCCGAAGCAGGGUUACCGUAAACUGGGCGUGGCUAGUGGGUCAGGGGCAAAGUCAGCUGGGACAGGGUCAGGGGGUAAAACCUUGUCUAUGGAGAACAUCCAGUCCCUGAAUGCAGCCUACGCCACCUCCGGCCCCAUGUACCUGAGUGACCGCGAUGCCUUGGCCUCCUCCGGUGGCUACCCUAAAGGAACCAUGACUCUGGGCCGAGCCACCAGCAGGACUUCCUACACGGGCCGGGCCACAGCCAUGGGCAGCAGCCCCAACAUCACCACCACAUCAGAUGGCCAGGACUACGGGGACCAGAGCCACACCCAGCACCUCCAGACAGGGGGGCCCUCAGGGCUGCUGAGGCAGGCUGGACGGGGUGGAGGAGGAGGGGGAGAGGACAUCCAGGCUCAGCUUAGGGAGCUGCAGAGAGAGAAUGAACUGCUGAGGAGAGAGAUGGACGGAGGGAGGGAUGGGAGGGUGGGGAGGGAUGGGAGAGAAGGGAGGAUGAGCUCUUCUGUCAACAGUGGAAAGCACUUCUGGAGCCCGGAGGUGAAGAGUCGAGACAGAGGGAUGAGGAAAGAGGAGGGAGCCCUUACGUCCAUCCUGAAGGAACAGAAGUGGGCCUCUCCAGAGGAGGACCAGGUGAGAAUAACUGGGGGAGGGAGGGGGCUUGAUAAAGGCCCAUGAUGGUCUUAACAUGGGGACAUAGCAUCCGCACUGUCUGCCUGGAGGUUUCUGUGUAGAAAUGAAUAACUUAUCCCUAUGGGUUUCUGGGUGGUUUUUAGACGGAUAUAUAAAGACUAUGCUAGACAUGACACUCUCACUCUGUGUUACCAUGGGAACGUGCCCAACGGCUGGCAUUCUAGGUGGCAGCUAUAAAAAGUCAGUUAUCUGUGAAAUUAGAAUGAAUGGGGGAAGGGGUUCUAUAGACCGCUCUUGAGGUCUGUGUAAAAUCUGUCUGUCUUCUCUCACUUUCACCCCCUCUUUCCUUCUCCCUUUCACUCUGUCCUUAUCACAGAGGUUUGUUUUAUUUGGCUUAGCUACUUCUCUCUCACACAGCUGGGAAGCCUGCCCUGCAUCAAUGUUUACCUCUGUCUCACACUGUUACACUAACUGCCCAUAGAGAGUCCACUGGGCUUUUACAAUGACACACACACACACACACACACACACACACACACACACACACACACACACACACACACCACACACUCACAUACUGUUUUUACUCAUCUCACUCAGAUAAAGAACAGAGAAACAUUGACCCUUUUGUAUUUUCAUUCAUAGUGACUCUGAAUACAGCCCCAUUCUACAGACAGCUUCCUUAGUGGUUAUAAGCCUUGCUGCUUUGUUGAACUAAUCCUACCCACAAGAUUUUCAAUAUAUUCACUUACUGUACAUUAAUAAUAACUACUCUGAUGCCAUAGCUAGCAUAUACUGUACACCGUACCCUACACAUUCUCCUGAAGACAUGUCCUAACAUAACCUGAUAGGGGUGGGGGUCGGGGAGAGGGGUCAGGGGGAUUGAGGUUGAGACAGUGAGUUUUUUUCUACAACCUUCCUUUUUAUUAGUGUGGUUCUUUGUACAGUCCUUAGGGUGGAUGGAUACCACUAGGCAUGAUCCAAACAUCAUCAUUGUUUGUAUUCCGAACACAGCAGCUUGGCUAAUAAGGCAAAACAAAAACGUAGCGUGAAAUAAGUGCUCUGUGUUUAGAAGAUUAUGGUCUUGGGCUGAGGGUUGCUGGGUGUUUGUUUGCUAAUGGGGUCUAUUGGAGCAGUGUGUGUGCUGUGUGUAGGGAAAGGGGGAUACCUAGUCAGUUGUACAACUAAAUGCAUUCAACUGAAAUGUGUCUUCCGCAUUUAACCCAACCCCUCUGAAUCAGAGAGGUGUGGUGGGCUGCCUUAAUCGACAUCCACAUCAUCGGCGUCCGGGGAACAGUGGGUUAACUGCCUUCCUCAGGGGCAGAACUACAGAUUUUUACCUUGUCAGCUCGGGGAUUUGAUCCAGCAACCUUUCGGUUACUGGCCCAAAGCUCCUACCCAGCAGGUUACCUGUACAUGAUGACAGAUUACAUAGCUGUUCUUUAGCAGAAAUGAUAAAUAUCAGUAGACCGGAAUAUUGGUGAUAUUGAGGUUUUGGUGUUCUGCAGUCAGUACAAUCCUCUUUAACAAACACACACUGUAGGAUCAAUACACUCUAAUUGAGGAGGCCAGACCGCGGUUGCACCCUUUAUUGAUUCCUCUCUAAACUUGUACCACACUUACCUCGCCCCUCUGAUUUAACUUUUAGUUUCUAGUAAUAUCUUAUCGUCACGACUGAAGCCACUAUUAUCGAUUGUCUGCCAACGUUUCUCUGCCCUCUCCCUCUCUCAUCCCCUUCCUCCCUCCUCUCUUUUACCCCUUCCUUUCUCUCCUCUCCUUCUCUCCAUUCGUGUUACUUCUCCCCCCUCUCUGUAUUCUCCUUCCCUACUUCCCUCCUCUCUGGAGACAGUCAGAGGGAGUCCGGUUGUGAGACAGGGAAAUAUUAGCAUUAAAAAGGUCACCUUUUCCUUCAUUCAAUUGACAACAAGACUUGUUUUUCACCUUAUGUUUGUCUAUGUGUAUGAUUGUGUGAAUGUGUGCGUCUUGUGUGUGUGUGUUGGUGUGUGUGUGUACUCUGUGUGUGGGUUGGUUCUGCUCAAGUAUUCAGUGUCAACUUUACGUUCUAACAUCUCCUACUACACCCCAUCGCUGUGUGUGUCUGUGUUGUUGGUGUUCCUCGUUCUAUGAUGGGAGGAAUGUUCCAACUGACGGCGUUCAGGGAGUUUGAGCUUCCUGCAUAGCUGAAAGUAUUUAUUUUGUUCAUUCUUGUAGGCUUUGUAUUUGAUAGUUUUUUAUUUGCUUUUGUAUUUGUGUGAAAACUGUGUUUUCGGGUCUGUAACAAGUAGCUGUUGUUGCCAUGGCUUCUAGCGAGCCUGUACUUCUCUGUUUUUCACCAGUAAAGCUAAGAUGUGACAGUUUGAACUCAGUAAAGCUAAGAUGUGACAGUUUGAACUCAGUAAAGCUAAGGGUUGUUAAGUUCAACUGACCCUUGUGGCUACAGAGCCAUCAUCCUUCCUGUUAGUGGUGUCACCCUGUCUGGCCCUGUGUUCUGUCUUUAUGAGUGGAAGUGUCGCCAUCUACUGGAGUGUGUUAACAUUGCAUUUAUGUGUGAAUAAUGACAGAGAUUAAAUCCACUCUAACAUGCUAUAGUAGAGCAUUCAAGAUAUGCAGAUGCUUACCUUUUGAUUAUAAAUGUAAUGAUUGUAUACUUUAGCUAAAAGUGCUUAAUUUAGCCCGCAGGGAGCAAGUCUGUUCUGUUUGAUUUUGCUUUUACUUUUUAAAACAUAGUUUAUUUUGUUUAUUUUUUAUUUUUAACUUCACCAUAUCAUGCUGCAGGUUUGGGAACCUAGAAGAAACAAGGUGUGUCCUGAGUUUGCCCCUAUCCUUUUGUGUUCAGCCAUGUGUGUGUGUCAUUGUCCUCCUUGUGUGUCUGCGUCUUCCCUGUGUGUCUCUUCUUUUUAAUGGCUCACCUCUCUCUCUCUCUCUCUCUCUCUCUCUCUCUCUCUCUCUCUCUCUCUCAGCACCUCCAGUUGUCAGUGCAUGGGCUACAGGAAGAGCUGAGAAGCCAUAGAGAGAUGAACAGUCGUCUGCAGCAAGAGAACUCGGGGUCUCACACAAACAUCUCCACUCACACCGGCUCGAACCGAGACCUCCAUAUCGAGGACCACCGGGCAGGCAUCAGCCCUGGACACAGCCCUGGUCUGGGCCCCAGUCACCUCCACAGCCCUGGGCAAAGACACAGCCUUGGCCCUGGCCUAGGAGCCAGCCCCAGACACAGCCCCAAUAACACCUACAACCCUGGGUCCAGAAACAGCCCUGUCCAUCCCCACAGCCCUGGAUAUAACUCUGGGCCUGGCCCCAGACACAGCCCUGGAUAUAACUCUGGGCCUGGCCCCAGACACAGCCCUGCUAACACCCUCAUCCUCGGGCCUAGAAACAGCCCCAGCCACCUCAUCCACAGCCCUGGCCGUUGCCUCAGCCCUCCCAGCAGCCCCUGCAUGGUCCCUGGGUGCGAUGGCUUCUCCUCUCCCCCUCCCCUGGAUCUGACGGAGGAGAACUUCAUCCGGCUGCAGUCGGAUCACGAGCGUCAGGGCAAGGAGCUGUACCUGCUGAGGAAGACCCUGGAAGAGAUGGAGCUGAGGAUUGACUCCCAGAAACAGACGCUGGGGGCCAGGGACCAGUCCAUCCAGAGGCUGCUGGAGAUGAUCCAGGGAGGAGGGAGGGGCCAGAGAGGCGAGAGGUCAGAGAUAAUCACCAUGGCAACGGCACGUGAGGAGGCAGAGUCCCAGCUG
Messenger RNA from Coregonus sp. 'balchen', 4476 nucleotides. Lineage: Eukaryota; Metazoa; Chordata; Actinopteri; Salmoniformes; Salmonidae. The record is from the annotation of a GenBank genome assembly.